Biomphalaria glabrata is the source of this 2198-nucleotide messenger RNA. Its product is annotated as outer dynein arm-docking complex subunit 4-like. The transcript has 15 exons. Bases 155 to 2020 code for a protein of 621 amino acids. Gene Ontology annotation, cellular component: cytoplasm. The record is from RefSeq and is a predicted model, not a curated record. NCBI's taxonomy places the organism in Eukaryota, Metazoa, Mollusca, Gastropoda, Planorbidae. Gene Ontology annotation, molecular function: protein binding.
UUGCAUCCAUGACAACAGGGUUAAAGCAGGUGCGCUGAAAAAAAAAUAAACGAGAGAACAUAGACAACAUAUAAGUCAAUAGUCUAAUAGUGUUACAUACAAGACCUAGAUCUAGGACUGUCGUUUUUAUAGUAACUCUGCUGUGUCAAAGAAAAUGAGUAAAGCUGCCAAAGGUCCAGCUAAACGAGGACGCAAAGAUAAUGAUAGCGAUGCUGGGACUGAUGAUCCGGGAACAGUCGGAACAUUUGAAACAUUGCGAGAUGAAGCUGAACAUUUUGUGCACGUAAAGCUUUACGAAAAGGCUAUUGAGAGUUUUACUAAGGCUCUUGAUAUGAAACCAGAUGAUAAAACUUGCCUUGUAAUCAGAUCUAAGUGUUAUCUAAUGCUUGGAAAUGCAGAGAAGGCUCUUGCAGAUGCUGAAGCAGCUUUAAGUCAAGAUGAUGAUGGAAAAAAAGACAUCAGGGCACUGAAUAUGAAAGCAGAAGCUCUUUAUCAAAAGGGAGAUUUUGAAAAUGCUUUAGUCUUUUAUCAUAGAGGUAAUAAACUGAGACCAGAGCUACAAGAAUUCCGACUUGGAAUUCAGAAGUGUGAAGAGUCCAUUGAUAACAGUAUUGGUGAUCCUGCAGCAGUGCAUCUAGAAGCUAAGGGGGAUUUAUCAUCAUUUUACAAACAAAAUGAGAAUCUGCAAAACAAGAAAAAACAACAGAAAGGUUAUACAAAAGUUAACCAACCCAAAAAAGAAGAAAAAAAAGAACGUCAGCGUCCCCAAGACAGUAGCAAAUCUAAGACAACUAAAGAGCUCCUAGGCCAGUUGUACCAAGAUAAGGAAUUUUUGGAAAAACUUUUUGACAGUUUGUCUAACAAUGGCAAUAAAACAGAUGACUUCAUUAAAGGACGAGCAUGUGAUGGAUUGGAAUAUUUAAACAGCAGGUCUGACUUUUGGCGUCAGCAGAAACCAAUGUACGCUAGAAUGAGAGAUCAAAAGAAAGCUGGGGGUAAAGGUUCUGCAGGGAAUCAAGGAGGGGAUGGAAUGAAAUAUGUUUUGGCCAAACUUGAGGAAAUCGAUGAAGCUCAAGCAGAGGGAAGGUACCAGGACAGUUUGGACAAAUGCAAGUUGACAAUAAAGAGAGUUGAGAAAAUGCCAGAAGAGUCUUUGAAGAACAAACCAAGUGUCCUUGCCAAUCUGUACAGUGCUAUGGGCAACGCUUAUCUAGAACAAGGCAAAUACACUCAGGCUCUUGAUUGGCACAACAAAGAUUUAGAUUUGGCAAAAGAAAAUCAUCUCGAUGAGGCCGAGUCAAGAGCACUAGACAAUCUUGGUAGAACACAUGCCAAAAUGGGCCAGUACCAAGAAGCCGUUGACAUAUGGAAGUGUAAACUACCCCAGAGCAAGACUCCCCUAGAGAGCACCUGGUUGUACCAUGAGAUUGGCCGUUGCUAUCUUGAACUAGGAAAUAACAAAGAGGCUAAAGAAUAUGGUGAGAAGUCCUUGACAUCUGCACAGGAAGCAGAUGAUGCUGGUUGGCAGCUACAUGCCAGAGUAUUGAUAGCUCAGUCAGAAGUUAAGUGCGAGGAAUUGGAGGCUGCCUCAGACUCAUUCACGCUAGCUUUGGAACUUGCCGAACAACAAAAUGAUAAAGCUGCUCAAAAUGCAAUUAAAAAAGCUUUGCAGGAUGUGAAUGACAAAAUAGUUGAAAGAGAUGGACAAGGUGAUUCAGAAGAAGAUCAACAAAAGACUUCAGAAGAAACCAAAGACAGUGAUCAUGAAAAAGGAGAUUCAGAAAAAGAAGACAGAGAAUCACCUAAAGGACAUGAUCAUAAGAAAGAGGGAAAAGAAGAAGAUUCAGAUACAACCAAGGUAGACCAUUCAGGCCCUGUAAAGAAAGACAACUCAGAGAAACAUAACUCUAAAGAUGAGACGCAUAUAAGUAAUGAAGACAAAACUAUAAAGACUGAAGAAGAGGAGCAGAAAGAUGCUAACAUUACAGACCAGGCUGAAGGUCACAAAGAGAAUGCUUAGAGAAGAAAAGAAUGACCGGAACAGACAUUGUAAACAAUUUAAAUUUAACCACCUGGUCAUUGAGAGGUGAAAAUACUUUACAAAGACUUCACACACCGACAAGUAAAUAUGUGACCAGAAAUACUUUAAAUUUCUUUUAAGCUCUCUGAGUGCAUUGAAUACAGAAAGUGUUAUUGUA